UACAAAUGGCCAAUCUUAACCUAUACUUAUCUACACUUAGCUUUUUUUUACUAGCCAUCUCUCUUAGAUGUGCUAGCGGAACCCGCAUCCUCGUUGAUACAACUUCAUUUCCAGCUAGUGAAAACGGCCCGUUUGGUCCAGUAAACGAGGUUGAUUCCCCUAAUGUGGCACCUCAAAAGGACCCCACCCCUAACCUACCAGCCGACGACAUCCCCACUACCAACACGCCCGCACCAAUUGUUAAUCCUAGUCCUGGCUCGUUACCAAGUGUAACGAGUUCUGUUGCGGCUGCUGGUGUUAAAGCAGCCGCAACAGGGACUGCCAAUGUGGCACCGGUGGCAACUUCCACCGGUGCUGAACAUCCAACUUUAAGUUUCUUUAUGCAUGAUGUUCUAGGAGGGUCUCAUGCUACUAGUAGAGUGGUCGCGGGGAUUGUUGCGACCUCCGAUGCAAACGUAGUGCCGUUUUCGAGCCCAAACAGUCAAGUUUUCCCGAUCACCGGUGGAAUCCCGCUUAGCAACAUCAACGGUAUAGUCAACAAUAACAACCUCCCAUUCCUAGCCGGGUUUAACGCGAAUAACCCGAACAACCCUGAGUCCAGCACUGUCCUCCAAAACACGGGCAACAACAAUGUCGUCAACGGAGGACACAACUUACCAUUUGUCACCGCGGGUCAGCUUCCAGCCGGCAUAACCUUGGAACAACUCAUGUUCGGGUCAAUCACCGUCAUCGACAACGAGUUGACCGAAGGAAACGAGCUAGGGACAGGGGUGAUAGGCAGAGGACAAGGUUUUUACCUCUCAAGUUCAUUAGAUGGCAGCAGCCACACAUUUGCACUAACAACUUUGUUCCAUGGUGGCGAUCACGAGGUGGACGACACGAUUAGCUUCUUCGGGGUCCACCGAACAGCUUCGGAAGUGUCUCAUAUUGCGGUUAUAGGUGGGACUGGAAAGUAUGAAGAGGCCAAAGGGUAUGCCACUAUUGAGAGUUUACCUCAGGUGGAUGAACACACUACUGAUGGUGUUGAGACCAUUGUUCAUGUUAAUGUGUACCUUACUACAUCAUAAAUGUUCUCAUUAUGUAUUUAUUUUGUUUCAAAAGUUAAUAUUAAAUGUGAAGAACCAUCAUUACAAGGGUAAACGUUCA
Helianthus annuus (common sunflower) is the source of this 1146-nucleotide messenger RNA. RefSeq names its product dirigent protein 24. Bases 6 to 1067 code for a protein of 353 amino acids. NCBI's taxonomy places the organism in Eukaryota, Viridiplantae, Streptophyta, Magnoliopsida, Asterales, Asteraceae. The transcript has a single exon. The record is from RefSeq and is a predicted model, not a curated record.